AUGAUAUUGCCGACAUAUAGAUUACCCACUCGCAAAACUAUAUCAUCUAGUUUAGUGCCUAAAUUGUACCAGAGUACUAAAGAAAAGGUUUUAGAAUUGACUGCCGAAGCUGAGGCUGUAUGCCUUACUACUGAUGGUUGGACAUCUAUUAAUAACACAGCAUUUAUAGCCCUUACAGCUCAUUUUAUCAACAAAAACUCCCUGCUUAAAUCAGUUUUGUUAGGCUGUUCCCAAUUAGACGAACGUCAUACAGCACAAAAUUUGUCAAACUUCUUAAAAAAUGAAACGUCGAAUUGGGGAAUCACAAACAAAAUAGCAGGGAUUAUAACAGAUAACGCGGCAAAUAUUGUAGCGGCUGUUCAUUUAACAACCUGGCGACACUUUCCAUGUUUUGCCCACACAGUAAACCUUGUCGUCCAACAUAGUUUGAACGCUAUGAAACCACAGCUAGAUAAAGUAAAAAUGAUAGUGGAGUAUUUUAAGCACAGCUCUUCUGCAAACAGUCGGCUACAAGCUAUGCAGACACAGAUGGAAUUACCACCCUUAAAGUUAAAACAGAGCGUUGUUACCAGAUGGAACUCCACUUAUGACAUGUUGACACGUAUAUUAAAAAUUAAAGAUGCUGUAGUAAGUACUCUUGCUAUCGAACAACCGCGCCUCAACACCUUAUCACCUGAAGAUUGGCUGCUGAUAGAGCAGUGCAUUAAUAUCUUGAAAAUAUUUUACGAAGUGACGGAAGAAAUAAGUGCUGAAAAAUCAGUUACAAUAUCAAAAGUUAUGCUUUUGGUAAAAAUAAUGAAAAAUCACGUGACAAAAAAUCUGAUUGAAAAUGGUUCAGAUCAAUAUCUUCAACUUUUAAACGAUCUACAAGAACAAUUAAAUAGUCGGUUCCGUGACCUUGAAAAUAACAUAUUAGUCACGGAGGCAUCUUUUUUAGAUCCAAGAUUUAAAAAGCAUGCAUUUACUACCAUGGAAAAAUACGAUACCUGUCUAAAAGGUAUAAAAAGAAAACUUCGCUCUUUAGCCGCACAAGAUUCAAUACCAUUGCUCGAAAUUGCUCCGACUAUGAAUGAGGCGCAGGCGUCAUCUUCUACGAGUAGCAUGUGGGCUGAUUUUGACAAAGAAGUUGAAAAUGAUAUCAUAAAAAAUCCUACAGCCGCAAUUAAUCUAGACAAAGAAACAUUACCACAAACUACAUGCGUGAAGUACUUAGGAUUUUACUUAGACCGACGUCUCACAUGGAAGGAUCACAUUAAAAAUAAGCGCGACGACCUUAAUAACCGCUUUAGAAACUUACUCUGGCUUCUAGGCAGGCAGUCUGUAUUGUCUCUCAACAAUAAAUUGCUAGUGUAUUGCGCUAUUCUGAAACCUAUUUGGCUCUAUGGAAUUCAGAUCUGGUCUACCGCUAGCACAUCCAACACUCUAGUCAUCCAAAGAGCCCAGAAUAGAAUAUUAAGAACAAUUGCUAAUGCGCCCUGGUACUCACGCAACACUGAAAUACACCAAUACUUAGAAAUACCAACAAUUCAGGAAGAGAUAAAGAAGCACAAAAUGCAACAUCGGACACGCUUGUUGAAACAUCCAAACCCACUAGCUUGUGGGCUGUUGACUGCUGACAGAGUUAAAAGAUUAAAACGGGCAGACGUGCUCGAUACAAUGCAGACUUGA
Bicyclus anynana (squinting bush brown) is the source of this 1668-nucleotide messenger RNA. Its product is annotated as E3 SUMO-protein ligase ZBED1-like. Lineage: Eukaryota; Metazoa; Arthropoda; Insecta; Lepidoptera; Nymphalidae. The transcript is spliced from 2 exons. Bases 1 to 1668 code for a protein of 555 amino acids. The record is from RefSeq and is a predicted model, not a curated record.